UAGAGAGAGAGAGAGGGAGAGAGAGAGAGAGAGAAAAGCAAACCGAAAGCAUGAAAGAGAGCAGCUUUUUUUCCUGUUAAAACAAGCCACGAAGCUUGAGGAACCGUUGGCUCAUGGUCAUGGCUACCUAGAUAUUCACGUCUUCUCUAGUUCCCUGUCAAAUGUCUUUUAGAUUAAACAACACCACCUCUAUGCCUGUUCUGUGUGGCGGUUUCUGGAUUAGAUAAUUGGUUGCAGCUGCAGACGAGUUUCUUAAUUUUAAUCUCUCUUUUUCACUAUUACUCUUGGAGAGGCGAUUUUUUUUUUGUGGUGAUUGGCUUUCAGGUUCAACUUCAAAAGACGGUAAUGGAAGAAUCUCUUUUUGACGAACGCACUUUCUCUGAAGAUCUCAAAUGCUUGGUCAUUAAAGGAUCUUUAAUAUAUUCAUUACGAGACUUCUGCAACUUGAAAGAAAGUGCCUUGAUGAACUUUUCGCAUUCCAUCAUCCCCGUCAUGAUUUGGAAAAAAAAUCGAUUCUCGGAAAUCGCAACGAGCAGCUGAAUCUUCUGAGAGAGCUCCUCCUGAUCACGGCAUGGUGUGGGGGUGUUGCAGAAAGUAGAGCUUAUUUCUUCUGUACGAGUAGUUGAAAAGGAACUUCAUCGUCAUAGUAUGUAGGGUUUAUCCCGCAAAAGAAGAUAUGUUGAGGACCAGAGUGUGUGAAAGAAAGGAAGAAAGAAUCAUAGAGAGAGAUUGGAAAAACGAGUAUCAGCGGAAUCUUCCUAGAAUCACUUCCUGGUUCACCACGUCUUUGAAAGGGUUCCGAGAUUUCUGGUUUUUUGAUUCUUUAACCGAUCCCGAAGCAGAAGCAGAGGAAAAAGAAAUUCCAGAAUAGAAAUAGUGGAAGUGGAACUGUUUGUUCAAAUCUUCUUUUGGAAAGGAAAAUCUCCAUUAAUGUGUUUAGUUACUUAAGAGCUCAGUGAAGAGAAAAAUCUCUCGAUCGAACUGCUAUUAAAGAACAGAGAUAGAGUUGUGAUCCAAGAAUGGAUAAAGUGAAGCAAGUUUCUUGGGCGUUCUUACGGAGGCAUUUGCUGCUCUUGUCGCUUACACUGAACUUGAGUUUACUCUCUAGAUUUGUAUACGAGCGAGGAAUCCUCCCAGAAACUACUGAUCACAGACCUCACCAAGAAGAACUCUGCUUCGAGAAGGAGAUCAUCAACCCAGUGUGUGGCGCUUCAGAGCAAGAGGCGCAUGUUAGUAGAAGCAGUACACACUCAAGUUCGCGCGCUCAGGCGGCAGACGGCGGGAACAAGGUUAUAAACCUGGAUCAUGGGGAUCCGACGAUGUACGAAGAAUAUUGGAGGAGGAUGGGAGAGAAAAGCAGGAUCGUGAUGAGAGGUUGGGACUCAAUGAGCUACUUCUCGGACUUGGAGAACCUGUGCUGGUUCCUGGAGCCGGAAUUUGCCAAACAGAUUACCAGAUUACACGGAUCGGUCGGCAAUGCAGUAACCCAUGAUCGUCACAUCGUGGUAGGGACGGGGUCCACACAGCUAUUCCAGGCAGCACUUUAUGCUCUCUCUCUUCUUCCAUCUCCUCAUGCGUCUCCUCAGCAGCCCAUCAGCGUUGUCUCCGCUGUUCCCUACUACUCGUCAUACCCAUCAGUGACAGACUACUUGAAGUCAGGGCUCUAUAAAUGGGAAGGUGAUGCUUAUACUUUCACCAAAGAAGAACCUUACAUAGAACUUGUUACUUCCCCGAACAACCCUGAUGGCUUUAUAAGGCAACCUGUGGUUAACCGGAGUAGAGGGAUAGUGGUAUAUGACCUUGCUUACUAUUGGCCACAAUACACUCCAAUUACAUCUGCUGCGGACCAUGACCUCAUGCUUUUCACCUUCUCCAAAAUCACCGGCCAUGCUGGGACACGCAUGGGGUGGGCUCUUGUCAAGGAUAAGGAGGUGGCCAGAAAGAUGACUGAAUUUAUAGUACUCAAUACUAUAGGUGUAUCAAAGGACUCUCAACUCCGGGCUGCAAAAAUCCUCCAAGUAGUUUCAGAUGGUAGUGAACAUAUGGGCUUCCCUGAGGAUGCCGAUAGCUUCUUCUUGUAUGCUUACCAUCAGAUGACUCUGAGAUGGGAACGGCUGAGAGAUGCAGUCAGACACAGUGGUUUGUUCAGUCUUCCUGAGUUCCUAGCACAAUUCUGCAACUACAAUGGUGGAUUCACUGAACCCCAUCCUGCUUUUGCAUGGUUGAAAUGUAAGGGGGAUAUAGAAGAUUGUGAGAGCUUUCUAAGAGAGCAUAAAAUCAUCACGAGAAGUGGGAGACACUUUGGUAUGGAGGCCAAGUAUGUCAGGAUUAGCAUGUUGGAUCGAGAUGAGAAAUUUAACCUCUUUAUGGAGAGGUUGUCAAACAUCAGUUUAUGACAAUUCUUAAUAGAAUUUAAGAAUGAGGAUAUAGCUUAAACCGCAGACCAGAGCUUGAUUGAUGCGCAUGGGUCCUUCUCAAUCUGAAGGAAGCAUCAAAGUAUGUUGGGAAGACUCGUAUGAAUUCCCAUUCUUCAAAGAAGCAUAUUGACUGCAAAACCGAAGAUGGCACUUGUAAUUUUCUUACGGUUGUAGGUUCUAUCAGGUUCGUAAAGAUCUUUGCCCAAUUAUAUAGGUUUUUGAAGAAAAAAGUGGUCCAAUGUCCUAAUCUGGCUUUCAAUUAAAUGAUGUGAGCAUUUAGAACUUGUUUGGUGUUAAGCUGGGAUCCACCUUUUGCAGUGGAAAUCGCUCAUGAAAGGACGUCAGAGCUAUCAUAGAGGCAAAGAUGCUCGCUGUAUUUGGGAAAUUGUUAGAUUAAGACGUGUUUUUUGGAAGGGCAUUUCCAUAUAUAAGUAUACAACUGUCAUGUUGCAGCA
Macadamia integrifolia is the source of this 2872-nucleotide messenger RNA. Its product is annotated as L-tryptophan--pyruvate aminotransferase 1-like. Gene Ontology annotation, molecular function: carbon-sulfur lyase activity; transaminase activity. Gene Ontology annotation, biological process: amino acid metabolic process. NCBI's taxonomy places the organism in Eukaryota, Viridiplantae, Streptophyta, Magnoliopsida, Proteales, Proteaceae. The coding region runs from base 1020 to 2396 and encodes 458 amino acids. The record is from RefSeq and is a predicted model, not a curated record. The transcript is spliced from 7 exons.